Drosophila takahashii is the source of this 740-nucleotide messenger RNA. It is a transcript of the gene ATPsyndelta, whose product is annotated as ATP synthase, delta subunit. Gene Ontology annotation, molecular function: proton-transporting ATP synthase activity, rotational mechanism. NCBI's taxonomy places the organism in Eukaryota, Metazoa, Arthropoda, Insecta, Diptera, Drosophilidae. The record is from RefSeq and is a predicted model, not a curated record. Gene Ontology annotation, biological process: proton motive force-driven ATP synthesis.
UGCGCACCUUGCAACACUGUUCUGUCAGUUGCCCAGCCCUGGUCUAAGUUACGAAGCAAACAGAACUUCAGCAAGUUUUCUCGUGUUUUUCGCCAUCAAAACCGAACUAGCAAAAGUACAGAAUGUCCUUCGUGAAGAACGCACGUCUGCUGGCCGCCCGCGGCGCCCGUUUGGCCCAAAACAGGAGCUAUUCGGACGAGAUGAAGCUCACCUUCGCCGCCGCCAACAAAACCUUUUACGAUGCUGCCGUCGUGCGCCAAAUCGAUGUGCCCUCCUUCUCGGGAUCCUUCGGCAUCCUGGCCAAGCACGUGCCCACUCUGGCCGUUCUGAAGCCCGGCGUCGUCCAGGUGGUGGAGAACGAUGGCAAGCUGCUCAAGUUCUUCGUCUCCAGCGGCUCCGUCACCGUCAACGAUGACUCCUCCGUCCAGGUGCUCGCCGAGGAGGCCCACAACGUCGAGGACAUCGAUGCCAACGAGGCGCGCCAGCUGCUCGCCAAGUACCAGUCCGAGCUCAGCUCCGCCGGCGACGAUAAGGCCAAGGCAAAGGCUGCCAUCGCCGUGGAGGUCGCCGAGGCGUUAGUCAAGGCUGCCGAAUAGACGUAAUCACCACACUACCGCCACCAAUAAACCACAAUCGAUGCUUUGUGUCUGAAAUUAAUAAAACAUAGCGAUCGGCUUGAAGAGAAAGAGCGUUAUGAAACAAUAAAAAGCGAAUCAUAAUAUCGUAUUAAUGACCCGUGA